CGCCGCUCUCCACCUCCCCGAAGUAAAACAAGUGUGGACAGUGGACACAGAGAGUGCACCCACCAGCUGGUUCCCCCCGGAUACAGAGACACCGCUUCCUGGUUCCGGGCCCGGCUGACAUGUGACUGUCACGCAUGAUUCCUCCCUGAGCAGUGCUUUUUACUGCAUGAAGAAAUGGACCAUAAAUGUUGUCCAAAGGAUCAACCAGAGAUGACUGAAGAGAUGAAAAGUUGGAUGGACAAGGCUUUUCAAAUGGCCCAGGUUGCCUUGGAUAAUGGCGAAGUCCCUGUUGGAUGCCUCAUGGUUCAUGACAAACAGAUUGUGGGACAAGGGAGAAAUGAAGUAAAUGAAACAAAGAAUGCUACACGCCAUGCAGAAAUGGUGGCUAUUGACCAGGUAUUGGAUUGGUGCAGGAAGAAUGGGAAGAACUCAGCGCAGGUGUUUGAAAACACAAUUCUGUAUGUAACAGUGGAACCAUGCAUCAUGUGUGCAGGGGCUCUGCGUCUUCUCCAAAUCCCUUUGGUAGUAUACGGAUGCAACAACGAGCGGUUUGGCGGGUGUGGAUCAGUUUUGGAUAUAGCUGGCAAUAAUAUUCCAAAUACAGGAGCACAGUUCAAGCAGUGCAUAGAUGGAUACAAAGCUAACAAAGCUGUGGAGAUGCUUAAAAACUUCUACAGGCAAGAAAAUCCUAAUGCUCCAAGGUCAAAAGUUCGCAAAAAAGAAUAAACCACGAAAACUGUUUCAUAUGGUCAGUGUGAAGAAAAGGAACCCCUAUAUUUACAACAUAAAACUUUGGUAUAUGCUAAUCCAGACAAAGUUUCUCCACAUUUUGCUGUCCGAUACAUUUAAGUCUUUUGUAAAUUAGGGAGAAAAAAAUGUGUAACAUGAUGAUAAAAUCCUUACUUAAAGUAUCUUUUGUUCUGACCAACUGUUAAAACAUUGUUACUAUGUGUAAUAUGUAGGUUUUCUAUUUUGUAUUUACAUUCAUAUAACUGAAAUACACUGUAAUCAGAAAGCAACAUCACUAGUAUUACUUAAAUGACCAGAAGGGGUCACCACAGCUACAUACACAUAAUUUGGAUCCUUAAAACUGAAAUACAUAAAGCAUAUCAUCUACCAUAAAUAUUUCACAACUCCAUCAGUUGUAGUACUUAUUUGCUGCAGACCUGCAGUUGUAUCUUUUACGCAAGCACAUUCUUUUUUUUUUUUUUUUGCUUUAACUAAAACUACUUGUUUGUAUGGAGUUUUGUGUAUAUAUUUCAUGGAAGUUGUGGUUUGACUUUUUUUCUGCAUUGUAACUUUUUUUUAAAAAUGUAUAAAACAUAAUGCUUAUUUUUGUGUGUGUGUGUGUAUAUAUAUAUAUAUAUAUAUAUAUAUAUAUACACACACACACACACACGUUUUCAAAGAUGUAGUUUAUGAUGAUGUAUAAUAAAGCCAUAAAAUCUUUGAAA
Messenger RNA from Pseudophryne corroboree (corroboree frog), 1454 nucleotides. It is a transcript of the gene ADAT2, whose product is annotated as adenosine deaminase tRNA specific 2. Bases 175 to 726 code for a protein of 183 amino acids. Gene Ontology annotation, biological process: tRNA wobble adenosine to inosine editing. The transcript is spliced from 7 exons. The record is from RefSeq and is a predicted model, not a curated record. Gene Ontology annotation, cellular component: nucleus; cytoplasm. Gene Ontology annotation, molecular function: zinc ion binding; tRNA-specific adenosine-34 deaminase activity. NCBI's taxonomy places the organism in Eukaryota, Metazoa, Chordata, Amphibia, Anura, Myobatrachidae.